CGUAUAAAACAACAUAAUGUCAAUGAACUCCACAAGCUGACAAGAAAAGCAGGUUUUUUCCCGGAAAUUUCAACGGAUAAAGAAGUGACAGAAAUCAUGUCUUGGCAAUGUUUCGACAAAAGUGGCCGAGAGAUAAAAAAAAAUAUGCAUGAAUUCCCACGGAAUAGCUCAUGACUUGACAACACAUAAAGGCUGACUCGGAAAUCCCUGCCAAUGGCAACAGCUACCAUGGCAACCACCUCAUCCUCCUCGGCUAUUCCUCCAUCAGACCCGGCUGUUGCCAAGGCCCAUUUCCGUGUAGCCCAGUACAUGAUGGAAGCCGGGGUGAAACUUCAACUUCAGUCUGUCACGGUGGCCUCGGCGUGCACCAUCUACUAUCGAUUCUUCUCAGUCUGCGACGUGCAGAACUACGAUGCUCAUCUUGUGGGCGCGGCCGCUAUCUACCUAGCGACUAAAGUGGAAGAACAGCAUGUGAAGCUGAGGGACAUUAUUAAUGUAUGCUACAGAAUUCUCCACAGAAAGGAGCCACCGCUUGAAGUGGGCAAGAAGUACUGGGAGCUGCGAGAAAGCGUAGUCAACUGUGAACUGCUGCUGAUUCGCAUGCUCAAGUUCAACGCAAAGGUCACCCUGCCGCACAAGUACAUGGUGCACUACCUGAAGUCACUGCGGGAUUGGAUGGAUCAGGAGGUGUGGAACCAGACGCCGAUCUGUCGCACGGCUUGGGCUAUGCUGAGAGACAGUUAUCAUGGCAGCAUAUGCAUCCGUGUCAAGCCGCAGCACCUAGCCGUAGCCUCUAUCUACUUUGCCCUGCAGUGCUACGGCGUGACAAUGCCACAUCGCGAGGACCAGGCCAAGCGGAAAUGGUGGCAGGUUUUCAGCGAGGAUCUGACAGAGGAAAAAGUCCAGGGCAUUGUCUCGGAACUCAUUGACAUGUACGACAUGGAAACGAAGGUCUAGCAAAUAGACGCAACUUGAGGCUUUGCACAGUGAUGAUUGUAAAUUUGGGAGGAUUUUGCGAAUACACCAUCUGAAGUGAUGAACACUAACAGAGAGCUGGUGUCAGAGACUAACCAGAGUGUUAACCUGAUGUUUUGUCAGUAAGCUAUGAUUGUCACCGCGAGAAGGGUCUAGCAGUUAGCUUGUUUCAAUUCCCAACAAUGCUGAAAAAUCGGAGGAAAGCUUACAUUUCAUUUCUGUUCCUCCUUCUUUAAUGCAAUGCGAAGCCAGAGGAUGCUGUGUACAUGUAUGUAUGCAUAUGUGUAUUCUGAGCACUUCGCUAGUGUUGAAAGAGUUUUAGGUCUCUUGAGCUUCACUCCAAGUUAACCACCAAUCUCUACGGACUUCAUGCACGUAGACGGUGCUUUGGGAUCACUCUCGAAAUCUGCAUUUGGAGGGAAACACAAGUGCAUACUGGUUCAUGUGCGUACUACGCGUCUUGUGCAAUUUCUUCAGAAUGUGUAUAUUACACAUAUUGUUCACGUGAAAUUUACAGAUUUGUAAAUAAAGAAAUGAAUAAACUUUCUGGACAUUUGUGCUUUGGAAUUAUUUGGAAACUUUAUUACAUUUACAUCAUUUUUAUCACAUAAAAUAGUUAUACAUGUUAUAUUGCACAUUUGUGUAAGGCCAAAAAA
Patiria miniata (bat star) is the source of this 1631-nucleotide messenger RNA. Its product is annotated as cyclin-Q-like. Gene Ontology annotation, molecular function: cyclin-dependent protein serine/threonine kinase regulator activity. Gene Ontology annotation, biological process: regulation of transcription by RNA polymerase II. The record is from RefSeq and is a predicted model, not a curated record. Gene Ontology annotation, cellular component: nucleus. NCBI's taxonomy places the organism in Eukaryota, Metazoa, Echinodermata, Asteroidea, Valvatida, Asterinidae. The transcript has 5 exons. The coding region runs from base 214 to 957 and encodes 247 amino acids.